AUGCCGCAUUCUACCAAACAGGUAUUACUGAAGCACCUGUUUGGCGGUGCGCGCGCGAUCCUGACCACCCCUGCUCGGGCACCCCGUCUGCUUGCUGCUGCGGGGGACGCUAUGCCCAAGUACUCGUAUGCGUACCAACUGUGCGUCCGAGUACCGGCCAUGCAUUCGGGGUACCUUCGUUCGAAGCCCUCACGACGGGGUGGAUCGAAAGGCUCGCUUCCCCCCCAUGACUGGCUUGCCUCCUCUGCCGUCUCCGCAUUGCCCCAUGGCCCAUCCAUCCCAUGGGCCGCCUUCGUUGGACCGGAGCGGUCGAGGCGGACGAGGGUACAAAAAAGUCGCCUGGCCCACGAUGCGCUCUCGCUCUCGCUUCUCCGUUCCUUCGCUCGUUCGUACGUCUCGCCCGCCGUUUCGUCGCCGUCGUGUACACAAUCGGGUAGUCGCCUGUCGCGCUCUCGAUUCACCCGGCUUCUAAUUUCGCCUGCCCUCCCCUUCCGAGUCGUCAGCAGCAGCGGCAUCUCCUUCCGCAUGGCUCACAACGACACCGUCGUCCCCGUCAACGCCGACGGGACGACGACCGACACGCACAUGGCGCCGGCCCACGAGCACCGGCACGAGGUCCCGGCCGGCUUGGAUCGCAAUCCCGACCCGGCCCUCGAUCCUGCCAACCAGCAUCGUCACCCGCACAGGCACCACUCGCCGCGUGUGGACGCUGCCGGCCACGUCGAUGCCGUCUACACCACCGGCACCACGUUCGACCCGACCCUCAUCCCGACCCAGAAUCACGUCAUGGACGGCCACGGCGCCGACGGCAAGAUGCCCAUCGGCACCCCGCCCGACUACAGCGACCAUGAGAAGGCGCGAGAGCUUCACGCGGUGGACCACGCUUCCACCUCCCCGCCCUCGCGCUUUGCCCGUCUCGGGCCCAUCUACUGCCACCGCCGCAUCAUAUUGCACCUCCUCAUCUUCAAGUUCGCCACGAGCAUCUGGAUCGCCUCCCUCGUCCUUCACAGCCACGACAAGAACUGGGUCGUCCCCUUCCUCGUUUGGCUCUGCAUCAGUCUCCGUAUGCUCUUCUUCCACGUCCCCAUCCGUUACGUCUCCGAUCCCAUCCACUGGCUCUGGCAACGCACCGCCGUCGCCAUCUAUGACCGCAUCCCUCCCAAGCUCCGGACGCCGUGCGGUGCCUUCGUCACCGUCGCGGCCAUCGUCGCCGGCACCUUCGCCUCCGAGGAGUUGGGCGACAACAACCGGGCCAAUCGGGCCAUCAGCUUGUUCGGCAUGGCCGUCAUCAUCUUCUGCUUCUGGCUGACGAGCGCGGCCCGCAGCCGCGUCAACUGGCGUACCGUCAUUGGCGGCAUGCUUGCCCAGUACGUCAUCGGUCUCUUCGUCCUCCGCACGACGGUCGGCUACGACAUCUUCCGCUUCAUCGCCGAUCGCGCAGGCAACCUGCUCGGUUUCGCCUCCGAAGGUGUUACCUUUCUCACGGAAAAAAAGGUGGCGGCCCUUCCGUAUUUCUUCAUCGGCGUCAUUCCCGCCAUCAUCUUCUUCAUCUCUCUCGUCCAAGUCCUCUACCACAUAGGCUUCCUUCAGUGGUUCAUCGUCAAGUUCGCCACCUUUGUCUUCUGGGCCCUCGGAGUGUCCGGCGCCGAGGCCGUCGUGGCGGCCGCGACCCCCUUCAUCGGCCAGGGCGAAUCCGCCAUGCUCGUCCGGCCGUUCGUCCCUCACAUGACCAAGGCCGAGAUACACCAGAUCAUGACUUGCGGUUUCGCCACCAUCUCCGGCUCCGUCCUCGUCGGCUACAUCGGCCUCGGCCUCAACGCCGAGGCUCUCGUCUCUUCCUGCAUCAUGUCCAUCCCAGCCUCCCUCGCCAUCUCGAAGCUGCGAUACCCCGAGACGGAGGAGACGCUGACGGCCGGCCGCGUCGUCAUCCCCGACGACGACGAGCACAAAGCCGAGAAUGCGCUCCACGCCUUCGCCAACGGAGCUUGGCUGGGCAUCAAGAUUGGCGGCACCAUCAUCGCAUCGCUCCUCUGCAUCCUCGCCGCCGUCGGACUCAUCAACGGCCUCCUCACUUGGGUCGGCAGGUACCUCAACAUCAACGAUCCGACCCUGACGCUGCAGACCAUCUUGACUUACCCCAUGUGGGUUGUCUCCUUCCUCCUCGGCGUUCCGCGAGAGGAUGGCGACAUAUACAAGGUGGCGAGGCUGAUUGCCGAGAAAAUCAUUACCAACGAGUACAAUGCGUUCAAGGCGCUUACCUCCGAACCAUACUAUGCAAAGCUCUCACCGCGCUCUCGGCUCAUCGCUACUUAUGCCCUCUGCGGCUUCGGAAACAUCGGCUCUCUGGGCAUCCAGAUCGGCAUCCUCGGCCAGCUCGCGCCCUCGCGCGGUGGCGAAGUUUCGAGGUUGGCCCUGUCCGCCCUGAUCUCGGGCGUCAUGUCGACCAUGACGUCGGCCACCGUCGCCGGCCUCGUCGUCACCUCCCAAAUCACACAAUUUACUGCUGCCCCGACACCUGGGGCCUAG
Molecule: messenger RNA, 2526 nt
Organism: Drechmeria coniospora
Lineage: Eukaryota; Fungi; Ascomycota; Sordariomycetes; Hypocreales; Ophiocordycipitaceae
Product: inner membrane transport protein yeiJ
Exons: 5
Coding region: 1-2526 (841 amino acids)
Biological process (GO): nucleoside transmembrane transport
Cellular component (GO): membrane
Molecular function (GO): nucleoside transmembrane transporter activity; symporter activity
Source: RefSeq, a predicted model, not a curated record